Messenger RNA from Pyrus x bretschneideri (Chinese white pear), 2064 nucleotides. RefSeq lists its product as uncharacterized. The coding region runs from base 168 to 1283 and encodes 371 amino acids. The record is from RefSeq and is a predicted model, not a curated record. Lineage: Eukaryota; Viridiplantae; Streptophyta; Magnoliopsida; Rosales; Rosaceae. The transcript is spliced from 2 exons.
UCUCUCUCUCUCUCUCUCUCUCUUUCUUUCUCUCUCGAUCUUUGAUCACUCCUAGUCUCUCCUUCCCAGCGCCGACCCGCGACCCGCGACCUGUGAGCUUCUUCUUGCCGUUUUGAGUCUCGAUAGCACAAACUAGAUCCCCGCCUCGAUUCCAAAAGCUUCAACAAAUGGAUAUGGUCGAUGAGGGCCUUAUGAGUAUUUUAGAUAUGUGUAAAGGAUUAGAAAACAUAACUUUCCGAGUAGCAUCCAAAACGGAUUGGGUCGAUGCAAAGUGCCUUGCAGGAGACGGAAUUCACCUCAAGGUGCUAGAAAAUGAAGUGCUUCUCAAGAUGAUCAAUGAGAUGCUCAAGGGACUGUCGACGGGAAUGACAGAGAGGAUUGCUGGAUAUAUACUUAUACUUGUGUGGAACAUGAGAUCCGAAUCUGACAACAGUAGGCGCAUCUUUCCGGAAAAGAGCCCAAGUAAUCAAGGGAUAGAUGUUGAGGCCCUUUCUCACACAGUUGUAUCACCCCCAGGGACAAUCCCCAUCAAGCUUUCUGCAGUAGGGCGAAACAGUUAUUCCCUAAAUGAGUGUGUCAGAGUUGGAUGUUUUCUUGCUGCCUCUCUGUUAAAAUUGUUCAGAAGAACUGCAUACUCUUGGGACAAAGUCAAGUUUCAUAUACAGAGAGCGUACACUAACUAUACUAAGGAACCGUGGCCAUUGAAAGACCUCAAUAUCGUCGCCAGUCAUGUUGGAAAACUCUCUCAUUUAUGGGAAUAUAAUACCAUAUUCAGGGACACCCUGGGAUCCAUUCUAUACUCCAUAGGAGACCUUGAAGAGGGUCGAGGGAUGGUUACAAUGCUCUUUGCAGGGCAUCUUGCAUACACUGGAAUGCAUAUUGUCGAUUUGUUCUGCAAAGCUGUAACAGGUCUUCAGUGUCAACCGACUGAUUUGAUGAAAGCCUUACACUUACAUACAUCCAUGUAUAAGACUAUUCUUGAUGAGCUAAGAAUUAUAAUUGAAUCAUAUAUAGGGUCGGAGGAAGAAGAUAAAAAGAGACAGACGUUCCAGUAUGCAAGACUGUUCGACAGUCAAAUGUUCAAUAAUCUACAAUCGAAGAAAUGUGCCCAUCUAGUCUGUAUCUUAGCGUACCUUUGUCAACAAUGUGGCAGUGCAGGAACUGGAGACGUAACCCAAAUUGCAGUGAUAGCAACCAUUGGGCAAGAGGCUAAGGGCAGGUUCAAGGCAAUUGCAAUCAACAUCUACAAUUAUAUCGUUACCAAUAAUGAAAUAGAAAAAUAAGCCCACCAGUGAGAGUCCUUCUCACCAUAGUGUGAGUUUCAGCUUUCUUCUCCGUUUUCCUGCGUAGCCGCUAGCCCUGUUAUGGCUAAGGUCGGUGGCAGUCCAUGCUUUUCCUAUUUUCUUCUUCUUUUCUUUUCCCUUUUUCUGGUAUGCAAUAAGCUCAUCCCCUUUUCUGUCCUUAUCUACACCUUUCUUGCAUCUAUUUUCACCAUUUAGAUCCCAAAUUCCAUAUCUUCCCCUUCCUAUACCAUCCUCACCAUUUGGCCUCAUUAUCUUUCUAGUAAAUCUCAAUUCAAUUCGCCUACCUUUUCUUGUGAUUUUUCACAUUUUAAAGGGACCCUUGUUGAUUUUUGUUGGUCUUUCCCGGUGUUCGCCCUUGUUGGCGAUGUCGUUGCUUGGAUAUUUCUUCUUAUGGGCUUCCUUUGUUUCUGGGUGGCGUUCGUUUUGGUGGUCUGUGGAGGAUGAUGUGGCCUUAUUCUUUUUCAACUUUGGCUUUCUGGAUGGUGAUGGGGGUUGGCUUCUAUGCUUCGUUCUGAGGUGUGUCAGUGCUGGAUGGAGUUUCUAUAGUAGCUUUAGAAACUUUGGGUUCUAUUUUGUGGUUUGUGUAUGCUAGGCUACAAACUAGACUUGGGCUUGUUUGUUUUUUGUGUAUUUGAGAUCCACGUUGUUCCUUGUAAUUAGUGUGUUCAUGUACCUCUUUAUGUGUUUUGUUAUUGUGAUAUCUUCUUGUUGGUAAUAUCUUCUUUGUAAUUAGUGUGUUUAUGGACCUCUUUAUGUGUUU